AUGUCUCUCAAGGACGAGUUUGCGACGAGAAACUUCAGUAUCUACGGACAAUGGCUUGGAAUCUUGUCUAUGCUCCUAUGCUUUGCGCUGGGUGUCUCGAACCUGUUCUAUCUUUUCCUCCACCCUCUCAUCAUCAUCUUUGCCAUCUUCGCUCUUGUCUCCUGCUUCGUCAUCCUCUUCAUUGAAGUGCCCCUCCUACUCCGAAUCUGCCCUACCUCGGCCUCGUUCGAUGCUGCGAUCCGCAAGGUUUCGACUAACUACAUGCGUGCCGCUACUUACGGCGUCAUGGCUGUUAUCCAGUGGGUUAGCAUUGCCGUCGCUGCAACGUCCUUGAUCGCCGCCGCUGUCGUCCUAACUUUCACUGCCCUUUGCUAUGCCCUUGCUGGUGUCAAGGGUCAGGCCUUCGUUGGAAGCAAGACACUAGGCGGUGCAGGUGUUGCACAAAUGAUCGUAUGA
This is a messenger RNA of Daldinia childiae, 456 nucleotides long. Its product is annotated as Golgi apparatus membrane protein TVP18. The coding region runs from base 1 to 456 and encodes 151 amino acids. The transcript is spliced from 4 exons. NCBI's taxonomy places the organism in Eukaryota, Fungi, Ascomycota, Sordariomycetes, Xylariales, Hypoxylaceae. The record is from RefSeq and is a predicted model, not a curated record. Gene Ontology annotation, biological process: vesicle-mediated transport. Gene Ontology annotation, cellular component: Golgi membrane.